Molecule: messenger RNA, 3630 nt
Organism: Alnus glutinosa
Lineage: Eukaryota; Viridiplantae; Streptophyta; Magnoliopsida; Fagales; Betulaceae
Product: regulatory-associated protein of TOR 1-like
Exons: 18
Coding region: 416-3445 (1009 amino acids)
Biological process (GO): regulation of autophagy; TOR signaling; cellular response to starvation
Cellular component (GO): TORC1 complex; cytoplasm
Molecular function (GO): protein-macromolecule adaptor activity
Source: RefSeq, a predicted model, not a curated record
AACGCAAGGCGCAUACGCACACGCAGUCUUAUUCAUUUCCUUCACGAAAGCCUAAUUUUGAGAGAUUUCGUUUUUUGGUUGUGCCGCCACUAUUCUAUGCGCCUCCCUCCAUCAUCCGCUUCUGGGUCUUGGGGUCCUAGGGUUUUCAGAGCUCCUUCUCUCGUUUUCUAGGGUUUUCCGAGCUGGUUUCUCUCGCUUUCCUCAGGCGAAUCUCUAUGCGCCGCUGGUUCAGCGGCUUUGUUGAUUAGCGUCGCUUCUCCCUCUCUCUAUAGAUAUCUUUCUCUCUGAAAUCUUCCCGAUUGUAAUUAUCUCCAGGGGAGGGGCUAGGGUUUGAUUGGUUCAUUUCCGAAUAGUACGGUCGUUCGAGUGGGGAAAUCACCUGUUUGGCUGAUUUGAGGGGGUCUGGGGGAUUUGAAUGGCAUUGGGGCACUUGAUGGCGUCUCGGUACUCGCAAUCUUUAGUAGUGCACCUGGACGAGGUCGCUUCGAGCCACGAGGACGGGGAUUUGUCCUCGCAGAGGAGGAAGUCGGAGACUGCUAGUAGUAGCCACGGAAAUGCCACGGCUUCCACCACGACCAGCUUGGCGUACUUGCCCCAAAACAAGGUGCUGGGCGCCUUCGAGGGUUGCGCGCCCACUGGCCCCUCGGACAAUGGUUUGGUCUCGAAAUGGCGGCCUAAGGACCGCAGGAAGACGGGAUGUGUCGCUCUAGUUUUAUGUUUAAAUAUUGGUGUGGAUCCUCCUGAUGUAAUCAAGAUAUCUCCUUGUGCCAUAAUGGAGUGCUGGAUAGAUCCUUUUUCCAUGGCACCUCAAAAAGCACUUGAGACAAUUGGGAAAACCUUGAGUAUUCAGUAUACAAGGUGGCAGCCGAAGCAGGCUCACUAUAAGUAUCAACUUGAUCCUACUGUGGAGGAAGUGAAGAAACUUUGUAAUACGUGUCGGAGAGCAGCCAAGUCUGAGAGAGUUCUGUUCCAUUAUAAUGGACAUGGUGUGCCAAAACCAACUGCUAAUGGCGAAAUUUGGCUCUUUAAUAGGAGUUAUACGCAGUAUAUCCCUUUGCCAAUCCGUGACCUUGAUUCCUGGUUGAAGACACCAUCAAUAUAUGUUUUUGACUGCUCUGCUGCUGGGAUGAUUAUCAAUGCCUUCAAUGAGCUUAAUGAUUGGGGGGGUGCUUCUGGAUCCUCAAGGGAUUGCAUUCUGCUUGCAGCCUGUAAAGCACAUGAGACUCUUCCCCAGAGUGCUGAUUUUCCUGCUGAUGUGUUUACUUCUUGCCUCACAACUCCUAUAAAGAUGGCAUUAACAUGGUUCUGCAAACGUUCCUUGCUUCGUGAAUCCCUUGAUUAUUCGCUUAUAGAUAAAAUUCCUGGACGGCAGAAUGACCGGAAAACACUUCUCGGUGAAUUGAACUGGAUUUUUACAGCUGUGACGGACACAAUUGCCUGGAAUGUUCUUCCUCAUGAUCUUUUUCAGAAACUUUUCAGGCAAGAUUUGUUAGUUGCCAGUUUAUUUCGAAAUUUUUUACUUGCGGAGCGAAUUAUGCGUGCUGCUAAUUGUUCCCCCAUCUCUUAUCCUAUGUUGCCACCAACCCAUCUGCAUCAUAUGUGGGAUGCGUGGGACAUGGCUGCUGAGAUCUGCCUUUCUCAGCUUCCAGCACUGAUUGAGGACCCUAAUGCGGAGUUCCUGCCUAGUCCAUUUUUCACUGAACAAUUGACGGCUUUUGAGGUAUGGCUCGACCAUGGAUCUGAACAUAAGAAACCGCCAGAGCAAUUGCCCAUUGUCCUUCAGGUUUUGCUUAGUCAAGGCCAUCGAUUUCGGGCACUGUUUCUUCUUGGAAGAUUCCUUGACAUGGGACCCUGGGCCGUAGAUCUGGCCUUGUCUGUUGGAAUAUUUCCAUGUGUCCUGAAGCUGUUGCGAACGACGACACCAGAACUACGGCCAAUUCUUGUUUUCAUAUGGACAAAGAUUCUUGCACUUGAUAAGUCAUGUCAGGUUGAUCUAGUAAAGGAUGGGGGGCAUACAUAUUUCAUUAGAUUUCUUGAUAGCAUCGAGGCAUAUCCAGAACAGCGUGCAAUGGCUGCAUUUGUUUUGGCUGUGAUUGUGGAUGGGCACAGAAGGGGCCAGGAAGCUUGUAUUGAAGCUGGUUUGAUUCAUGUCUGCUUGAAGCACCUUCAGGGUUCAACACCAAGCGAUGCACAGGCUGAUCCCUUAUUUCUUCAGUGGCUUUGCCUCUGUAUGGGAAAGCUGUGGGAGGAUUUCACAAAGGCCCAAAUAAAAGGUUUGCGGGCAGAUGCCCCUGCUAUAUAUGCUCCUCUAUUGUCCGAGCCCCAGCCAGAGGUUCGGGCUUGCGCUGUUUUUGCGCUUGGCACCCUACUUGACAUUGGGGGUGACUCAUGUAGAGAUGGUGCUGGAGUUGGAGGAGAUGAAGAAUGUGAUGAUGAUGAAAAGAUCAAGGCUGAGAUUAGUAUUGUUAGAAGCCUUUUUAGUGUUGUUUCAGAUGGAAGCCCACUGGUUAGGGCAGAGGUUGCUGUGGCUUUGUCUCGCUUUGCCUUUGGCCACAACAAGCAUCUCAAGUCAAUUGCUGCUGCAUAUUGGAAACCUCAGUCUAAUUCUCUGAUUAAUUCCUUACCUUCUUUGGCUCAUAUAAACAGCAGCAGUAGUGGAUAUGGUAGCUCAAACCAGUACAUGCGGCACGCAAAUAUUGUUUCAUCCCAGAUUGGUUCUCUGUUGAGAGUGAGCAAUGACAAUCCGUCAGUGGUUCGAGAUGGAAGGGUCUCCACCAGCAGCCCUCUUGCUAACUCUGGCAUUAUGCAUGGUUCUCCUGUGUCUGAUGAUUCAUCUCAACAUUCUGAUUCUGGAAUAUUGAAUGAUUGUGUCAGCAAUGGGGUUGUUAACCAUUCAAGGUCAAAACCACUAGACAAUGCAAUGUAUUCACAAUGCGUGUUGGCUAUGUGUACAUUAGCCAAGGAUCCAUCUCCACACAUAGCGAGUCUUGGUCGACGGGUACUGUCCAUUAUAGGGAUUGAGCAAGUAGUGGCAAAACCUUUGAAGUCCAGUAGUGGUGUUCAGCAUGGUGAACCAACAACAGCAUCUCCAACUCUUCUUGCUGGAUUAGCUCGUUCAUCUUCAUGGUUUGAGAUGAAUGGAGGUCAUUUGCCUUUAACCAUCCGAACUCCUCCUGUCAGCCCUCCUCGACCUAGUUAUUUAGCUGGAAUGCGAAGAGUUUAUUCUUUGGAGUUCAGGCCUCAUGUGUUAAAUUCUCCAGAGACAGGAUUAGCUGACCCGCUUCUUGGUGCUGGCGGAUCAUCUGGGGCUUCGGAACACAGUUUGCUUCCGCAAUCAACAAUCUACAAUUGGAGUUGUGGCUACUUCUCCAAGCCACUUUUUACUGCAUCAGAUAGUGACGAAAUACUGGCUAGAAGAGAGGAGAGGAACGAAUUUGCAUUUUGAGCGCAUAGCAAAAUGGCAGCACUCAUCUGUUAGCAGACUGGUUCCAAAACAAUACUGCUUCAACCUUCUCUCCUAUUGUUAUUGCUGCAGAUGAGAGUGAACGGAUCAGGGUAUGGAAUUAUGAGGAAGCUACCUUGCUCAACAGUUUUGAUAAUCAUGAUUUUCCUGGAAAAGGAAUUAGUAAG